UUAACCCUCCCUUUCCCCUCUCACCACUUCAACGCCCCCCUCGCGUUCUCGAACACGCGCAUUCCUUCUCCCUCCUUGACUUCUGCAACCACUGAGAAAGCCCUCCCACACAGGCCCAACAGUUGCCAUGCCCCGGUUUUAAAAAAUCUCACGUUUCGGCGUUCUCUCUUUCUAGCCCACCAAGCUUGUCCACUGUACGGAAAAUGUGGCUCUUUGAGCGAUGCACUCAAAGUGUUCGGCGAAAUAACUGAAAGAACUAAUUUUACCUGGAAUGCCAUGAUGGGUGCGUUUGUGUCAAGCGGUAAAUACCUCGAAGCAAUCGAGUUGUACAGAGAGAUGAGAGUCGAUGGAGUGGCGCUUGACGCUUGUACUUUUCCCUCCGUGCUUAAAGCGUGUGGUGCUCUUGGAGCAACUCGCUCUGGGGCUGAAAUCCAUGGUGUGGCUGUUAGUGGAUAUGGUGAAUUUGUGUUUGUGUGCAAUGCGCUUAUAAGUAUGUAUGCCAUUGCGGUAAUCUUGUGGGCCAGGAUGCUGUUUGAUGGGAUUAUGAUGGAGAAAGAGGACGCUGUUUCUUGGAAUUCUAUUAUUUCGGCACAUGUAGCAGAAGGGAAAUGCUUGGAGGCAUUGUUGCUUUUAGAAGAAUGCAGGAGUGGUGUCGAGAGUAAUACAUAUACUUUUGUUGCAGCUCUUCAAGGUUGUGAGGAUCCCUCGUUUGUUAAACUGGGUAUGGAGAUUCAUGGUGCCGUGUUUGAAUCUAACCAUUUUGUUGAUGUCUAUGUUGCCAAUGCUUUGAUUGCCAUGUAUGCCAAGUGUGGUCGUAUGGAGGAUGCUGUAAGAGUUUGAAGUAUGCUUUGCAGGGAUUGUGUAUCUUGGAAUACAUUGCUCUCUGGUUUGGUUCAAAAUGAGCUCUAUAGAGAUGCUGUAAAUUACUUUCGAGAUAUGCAGGGUUCUGGCCUGAAGUUUGAUCAGGUGUCAGUGUUAAACUUGAUUGCUGCGUCUGGCCGAUUGGGAAAUUUAUUGAAAGGGAAGGAAGUUCAUGCCUAUGUAAUAAGAAAUGGAAUGGAUUGUAAUAUGCAGAUUGGGAACACCAUGAUAGAUAUGUAUGCCAAGUGUUGCUGUUUGAAAUAUAUGGGUCAUGCUUUUGAAUGUAUGCCUAAAAAGGAUUUGAUUUCUUGGACAACUGUUAUUGCCGGUUAUGCACAGAAUGAAUGCCAUCUGGAAGCAAUGAACUUGUUCCGGAUGGUUCAGGUGGAGGGGAUGCCUGUUGAUCCCAUGAUGGUUGGAAGUGUUUUGCAGGCUUGUGGCGAGUUGAAAUCUAAAAACUUUGUCAGAGAGAUUCAUGGUUAUGUUUUGAAAAGAGAUUUAGCUGAUACAGUGCUACAAAAUGCCAUUGUCAAUGUAUACGGAGAAGUUGGGCAUAUAGAUUAUGCAAGACGUGUAUUUGAAUCAAUUAAAUUCAAAGAUAUUGUGUCUUGGACAAGUAUGAUUACCUGCUGUGUUCAUAAUGGACUUCCAGUUGAGGCUCUUGAACUUUUCUACACUCUAAACCAAUUUAAAAUUCAUCCUGACUAUAUAGCUCUCAUUAGUGUACUAUCUGCCACUGCUAGUUUAUCUUCAUUGAAGAAAGUGAAGGAGAUUCACGGGUUUCUGAUUAGGAAAGGUUUUUUCUUGGAGGGACCAAUUGCUAGCUCCCUGGUGGAUACGUAUGCUCACUGUGGGAAUGUGGAGAACUCAAGAAAGAUAUUUAAUUCUGUAAAAAAAAUAGAUUUAAUUUUAUGGACUUCCAUGAUUAAUGCAAAUGGAAUGCAUGGAUGUGGACGUAGGGCCAUUUCUUUAUUCGAGGAAAUGACUGAUGAAAAUGUUAUUCCUGAUCAUAUAACAUUUUUGGCUUUAUUAUAUGCAUGCAGCCAUUCAGGGUUGAUGGAUGAAGGUAAGAGGGUUUUCGAUUUUAUGAAAUAUGAAUAUAAACUUGAACCCUGGCCAGAGCAUUAUGCCUGUAUGGUUGAUCUCCUCAGCCGUUCCAAUUCCCUUGAGGAGGCUCAUAGUUUUGUGAGAAACAUGCCUAUCAAACCUACUUCUGAAGUCUGGUGUGCUCUUCUCAGCGCUUCCCUCAUUCAUUCUAAUAAAGAACUGUGAGAGCUUGCAGCAAAGAAGCUCUUACAAUCGGAUACAGAGAAUUCAGGAAAAUAUGUAUUGAUAUCAAACAUCUUUGCAGCAUAUGGUAGAUGGAACGAUGUUGAAGAGGUUAGGUUGAGAAUGAAAGGAAAUGGCACGAAGAAGACACCAGGAUGCAGUUGGAUUGAGGUUGAGAAUAAGAUUCACACCUUCAUGGCAAGGGACAAGUCUCAUCCAAAAUCUGAUGAUAUUUGUCUAAAACUAGCUCAGUUUACAGAACUUCUGGAAACAGAAGGCUAUAGGGCUCAAACGAAGUUUGUGUUCCAUAAUGUCAGUGGAGAAGAAAAAAUGCAGAUAUUAUAUAGACAUAGUGAAAGGUUGGCACUUGGUUUUGGUCUGCUUGUUACGCCAAACGGUUCUACUAUUCGGAUCACAAAAAACCUUCGAAUUUGUGAUGAUUGUCAUACAUUCUUUAAGAUAGCAUCAAAAGUCUCCCAACGGACCCUUGUUGUAAGGGAUGCCAAUAGGUUCCAUCAUUUUGAAAGAGGAAUUUGUUCAUGUGGAGAUUUCUGGUGAAUACUUGAUGAUAUGAAAAUUUAUAGCACACUUCUAUGUAGAGUUUACAACUUGAUUCAUGGUCCACAUGUUAGUCCUAGUUCAUCCAUGAAAAAGCCCCAUGGUUUCUUCAAGUGGAGUAAAAGAAAGCUUUAGCUGUAAGAGCCCAAAUAAUUUUUUUUUUAUUAUAAAAGAAGAUGGUGGGUGAGGGGAGGGCUCUACAUGCCAGCAAAAGCCACGGUGAGUGCUUCAGUCACCAGAAGAGAAAUCAUCAUUUCCACCUUGAGUGCUCCAGCCACCAGAAGAGGAAUUAUCACUCCACUUUGAAGUGCUCCAACCACCAAGAAAUUAUCAUCAUCAUCUUCAUAGUGGGCAUGGCACUGAGGAUGGAAGGAGACGGCUGAGGUUCGUCCAGCAGCACACAAAUAGGAAAUUUACUUCUUCAUUUUAAGGACUCUUGAGGGAGGAAAGAAGAAGAGAGGGAAAGAAUAAGCUGAACACGGUCCAAGCAGAGAGCAGAAAGCUGCAAGGGAGUUGGAAUAUACACGGUCCAGCAGAGAUAUACAGUAGGGGCUGGAUAGAGGGCUGGAACAGCAGAGGAGAAAGUAUGUGCUGACCACUUUCUUUUAUGUGUGUGGCAGCAACUUAAGUGGAAAGUAUGUGCUGACCACUUUCUUCAUUCCAUACCAUUGUGUCCGUUUGGUGGUUCUGCAAAUGCAUAUUUUUUUAAAAAAAAACAAUUGUCACCUCCACUCUCCAUGUGCUGCUAGCUUCUUCGUGGGUGGGACCCUUUCUCACUUCCAUCCAUCACGUGCACAUCUGGACAUUCACUCAUGGGCACCAUCCUUUCCUGCUGGCCGGAACUGGACCGAGGACUUCCUCCAUGGUGGCGGCUGCACCUGCUCCAAGCCGAGACACCGUGCAGCUCUCUCUUCCACCGGUGGCUGCUCACUCUUCUUCCUUCAUCACCACGUGCUACCAUGUCCAUUGCUUUGCUGCCAUGUGCGUCUCAAGCUGCUGGAAACGUGUUGGCUAAUGGCUGGAACGUGUUAGAGCUGGAGCGUGAAGUGCUGGAGCUGCUGCCAACCUUCCUUGCUGCACCAAGGCCGUGUGUUUCUUUCUUCAAGCUUGCUGGACUUGCUUCCACUUCUUGCUUGCUGUUGUUUGCGUUGAUGCUUGCUGGACGCAUGAAUCCAGUGAAUCACCAUGCAGCACUUCACAUUUUUCUUCCAGCCAGCAUUGUGCAUCUUCCAAAGUAGUAGCUGCAAUGACCGAGAGCUCCUCCUUCUUUUCCAAGCACACACCACGCUGCUGCUAUUCCGGAUCUCCAUCACUUAGGCGGCGGCUGGACUGUGUUUUAUUUUUCUCUCCAAGCUGUUGCCUCAAGUUAGAAUCCAUAGCUGCUGGAUGGAAGUUUCCGGACCUGCAACCAAGCUCUUCUCCUUGCCCGUCCGUGAUGGAUGAAAAACCGCUGCUGUUGUGUUUUCUCCCAGACCGUGAAUGUGUGUUCUUCCACUCCAAACUGCUGUCCAUGUGGUGUUCUUCAUGUGAAGCUGCUGGACCGAGGGAGUGCUUGAUCACAAUUCCUUCUUCUCUUCAACGUCCAUCACCGUUGCUGCUUGGAGACGAACUCCUGCUGGACGUAGAAGGUCUUCUUGCUUCCCCAGCUGGACCGUGAGCUGCUGCUCUUCAAAGCUGGUCACUCCAUUUCCGCUCCAAGCUACUGGACGGUGAUGUGCUUUCUGUUUUAGCCGUGAAGUGUUGCUGCUGGUCCUUCCCAUCUCCACGUUUCCGCACACUACACUCUCAACGUGCUGGCUUUGGAGCUCUCCAUCAACGUGUGCAUCCGCUUGCUUCCAGCCGUGAUACUUUGACACAAAGACGUGGCAGCACCUCCUAUUGAUUUGCUUUCAAAACGUGCUGCUGCCCCUGCCUUGAGGCUUGGCGUGUUGCUGCGGUGGACGGUGAUGAUGGUGUUGCUGGAACGUGGAUGUGUGCUCUCUGUUUCAGCAAAAUUAAUCAGCCGUGUGCUUUGCAAAAAGAAAGAUGCUGGACGUGAAUUCCAUCCGAACCCGUGACAACUCUCCAAAAUGUCCUAAAUUAUUAUCCAAUAAUUUCCUAGAAUUAACCAUGUAAAUAAUUAAUCACAAAUAAUUCAAAUUAAUCAAAAUAAAAAU
Vigna umbellata (rice bean) is the source of this 4844-nucleotide messenger RNA. NCBI's taxonomy places the organism in Eukaryota, Viridiplantae, Streptophyta, Magnoliopsida, Fabales, Fabaceae. The record is from RefSeq and is a predicted model, not a curated record.